Molecule: messenger RNA, 1664 nt
Organism: Homalodisca vitripennis (glassy-winged sharpshooter)
Lineage: Eukaryota; Metazoa; Arthropoda; Insecta; Hemiptera; Cicadellidae
Exons: 3
Coding region: 64-789 (241 amino acids)
Source: RefSeq, a predicted model, not a curated record
AGUGUGCAUACAGUAGGUUUAAUAGGUGUGAUUUUGGGAGCUUCCGGAUCCUGUCUUGCGGAGAUGCAGAAGAUUCCGUGGUGUAAUAUCCCUCAUGGUUCUGUAUUCUGGAAGGGGUGGCGGUACUCAAGUUUAUCGCACUUCAAGUCAGUGGUUGCACUAGUUGCCUUAGUGCUAUCAAACAUCGAUGAGGAAAAGCGAUGUAAGAAACCGAUACCAGACAUAGACGAGGCAAAUGAUGAAGAAACGGGCGAGUCAAAUGGAAAUGACGUAACUGGAAAUGAGAACACGGAGGGGAACUGCCCCACUGAACAGAUAUCUGACACUGCAGCUUUUAGUGUAUUUCUGGGAGAUUCUGAUCAGGUUCCGAGUGCCAAGUUGGAUAACAAGGCUUCAUUAAGUGUUUCGUUAGAAGAUGAUUCUAAUCAGUUUGGCGGAUUUCAUUACUACAAUUUAAACUCUGGUAUGUCAGAGUUAGUCCCUGCAUAUGAUACACUGGAUGAAAUUCAAGCACAGUCAUUGCGUGCUCCAGAAGUUGAGCUACAGAACAAAGAAGAUGAUGAUAUAAUCGACAACUCAAGAUAUGUACUUCCAUAUUCCCACGGUCCUGCACGCCGCCGUCACAACCGUGUUAACGUGAUUAGAGCAAUUGAAGAACCAGAAUUACAAUUUAAAGAUCUGAUAAUAAUUUUCUUUUUGAUCAUACUUCAAGUAGUCAUAUUCAUUUACAUCAUCAGUAAGGUUUUCACCCAACCAUUAUAUCCAGAGUACAAAAGUGUAUACGCAUAAUCUUUUACUUAACGUAAAAGUUUUACAUUCAUAUAUUGUUUAAAUUAUUAGCAUAUAUCAUUGUACAUUACAAACGUUAUGUUCUUUAUAUUCAUUUAUAUUUUUGAGAGUAUCUUACUAUCAAAGUCUAAAAUAUCAUAAGCAACUCUUAAAAAAGGAGUGACAUACUGCUACUUAUAAAUGUCCUUAAAACAUAUCCUUUACUGUAUUGAAUUGCUUUGGUGUUUUUAUAUAUCGUGGUCACAUGCUGUAUAAGAGCAAAAACUUUCUCUCCAACCCACAUGUUAUAAGCUUUGACCGACAUGAUGUAUGUUCAUUAAAACUUAAGAUACAAUUGUACAUACUUUACAACUGAAAUAAAUAUAAUAUUUUAUUUAUAGAAAGUAUAAUAUGCCAACUUUCAACGUUUAAAAACGGUUUCUUAAAUUUAUUAUAUGCAAUUAUUUUUUAGCUUAUGAAAUUAGGUUUUAGCUUAAAAAACAGCAAAACAGUGUCAAAAUGAUAAAGGCCUUUCAACUCAGGUGUAUAGCACUCAUUUUUUCAGUAACUCUUCAUUUCUACAACAAGUAUGAGCCUGUCGAGAUUUUUGUCUGUGAGAAGGUAAAUAGUUUGAAAGACUAUGAUUUGGUAUUCUGAGUUCAUGUGUAUAGUUUAGAGUAAAAGUUAGUUUUUGGACAUCAAUACAACCUGUUUAGUGAAGUUUGAGAUUAUUACUUUUAAAAUAGUAUAUUAUUUUAAUUAAUUACUGUCAUUAAGUAUUUUUUAUAUAAAAUAAAUUGUUAAAAUAUUUUUUAAGUUUUACUUAAUAGAAUAUGUUCAAUACAAAUACUAUCCUGUAGAAAAAAUGUCUAAAUAAUAUUUAUUUUUUAAUAAUA